Molecule: messenger RNA, 2514 nt
Organism: Procambarus clarkii (red swamp crayfish)
Lineage: Eukaryota; Metazoa; Arthropoda; Malacostraca; Decapoda; Cambaridae
Product: alkylglycerol monooxygenase
Biological process (GO): lipid biosynthetic process
Cellular component (GO): endoplasmic reticulum
Molecular function (GO): glyceryl-ether monooxygenase activity; iron ion binding
Source: RefSeq, a predicted model, not a curated record
CUCUUGUUAUGAGUAUAAGAAGAUCGGUAAGGAAGGCAGCGUAUAUAAACUUCUCCUACCCCACAACCACUGACAGCGUCACGUGAUCACUCUCUCUCACACACACACUGCCAAGUUCUUGCACACACCUGACACUCCUCCACCAACCACGUCACUAUGCACCACCCGCUACUAUAGCUCCUCACCAAGCGGCCCCCCUACUACUAUCGCACCAUAUACCAAUCACCACCACACAUCGCCACCCAUCUAACAUCGCGCUGUGAGCCAGUACGAGAUGGCCAAAUGGGCAGAGCUGGAGGCCGUUCUGAGUCAGGUCGCGCCCUUUUUCCUGACGGCCAGCCAGGCCCCGGCCGAGAACGGCAGCUCUUGGAUUGGCGUCGCCGCCGUCGAGGACCCCGGCGGCGUCCCCAACUACAUGAUGAAGAGCGUGUGGUGGGUGAUGUGGUUGACGGUGGUGGAGUACCUGGCACUGUGGCUCCAAGGGGCGCGCCUUCCCGUCCUUCACGACAACGUCGUCUCCCUUCUCCACGCCACCCUCUUCGAAGUCACCAAGGUGUUCGUGCGUGGUCUGGAGUACGGGACAUACACGUGGGUGUGGCAACACUAUGCCCUUCUUCCUUCAUUGGGCAAUUCCCUCCUGGCCAUGGUGACCCUGGUGACUGUGAUCGACUUGAUCUACUACUGGCUUCAUCGCGCCAAUCAUGAGAUCAUGGUACUGUGGGCGAUUCACCAAGUUCAUCACAGUAGCCAGAACCUGACGGUGACGGUGGGGCUCCGUCACUCCCCCUUACAGCGGCUCUUCUCGUGGGUGUUCUACGUGCCCCUGGCCGUGCUGGGCGUGCACCCCGCCCACAUGUUGGCCCACGCUCAGUUCAACACUAUCUUCCAGUGUUGGAUCCACACGCACGCAAUCCGCACCAUCGGCCCUCUACAGUAUGUCUUCAACUCCCCGGCCCACCACCGUGUCCACCAUGGAAGCAACUUAUACUGUCUAGACAAGAACUACGGUGGCAUUCUUAUCCUAUGGGACCGUCUCUUCGGCACCUUCCAGGAGGAGCUGCCGGAUCAAGAGAUCGUCUAUGGUAUUCUCACCCAACCUGACAGCUACAACCCUCUCUACCACCAGGUGUUCUACCUAAAGCUGGCAAUGGAGAAAGCUUGGGCCAUGGGCAGCUGGCGCGAAGGGCUGUGCUCGUUGGUCAAGGGCCCCAGUUGGACGCCCGGGUCCCCUUGGACGGGCUGGGACAAGGACAAGCCCAACAUCUCAGUUUCCCGGGAGUACCGCAGAGUGAGAGCCACCACUCUCACUCACUGCUAUGUUAUUUUGCACUUCCUGGCAGCUCUCACCCUCACAGGACACCUCACUGUUCGUACGAGUGGGUCUCCCAUGGAGGCGUUUGUGUACGGUACGGUGGUGGUGGCCGGGCUGGCAGCCAUGGGCAUGGUGUAUGAUGGGUCCCCUUACACUCGCCUUGUGGAGCUGACCCGAUGCUCUUCUGGCCUCCUGCUGUGCCUUCUGCUGCCUUCUCCCGUCUCCUCCUUCCUCCCGUACCUGGCCACGCUCUACGCCCUCUCUCUUCCUCUCUGGUGCCUCGGCCCCGCUACGGUACUCGGCCAUCCCGGGUACAACAACCUCAACGCCGCCACCUGCAAGAAGUAACUCUUUAAUACUGUUGCAAGCAGUAACUGUUUUUGUCAUACUGUUGCAAGCAGUAACUGUGUUUGUCAUACUGUUGCAAGCAGUAACUGUGUUUGUAAUACUGUUGCAAGCAGUAACUGUGUUUGUAAUACUGUUGCAAGCAGUAACUGUGUUUGUAAUACUGUUGCAAGCCGUAACUGUGUUUGUAAUACUGUUGCAAGCCGUAACUGUGUUUGUAAUACUGUUGCAAGCCGUAACUGUGUUUGUAAUACUGUUGCAAGCCGCAACUAUGUUUGUAAUACUGUUGCAAGCAGCAACUGUGUUUGUAAUACUGUUGCAAGCAGUAACUGUUUGUAAUACUGUUGCAAGCAGUAACUGUGUUUGUAAUACUGUUGCAAGCAGUAACUGUGUUUGUAAUACUGUUGCAAGCAGUAACUGUGUUUGUAAUACUGUUGCAAGCAGUAACUGUGUUUGUAAUACUGUUGCAAGCAGUAACUGUGUUUUUAUUCCUAGUUCAUACAUUAAAAUGUGUUUUAAUAAUAGUGCAAGCAGUAAAUGUGCUUUAAUAAUACUAUAAGCAGUACAUGUGUUUUAAUACUAGUGCAAGCAGUUAAUAUGUUGUAAUGUUAGUGCAAACAGUAAAUGUGUUUAAAUAACAGUACAAGCAAUAAAUGUGUUUAAAUAACAGUACAAGCAGUAAAUGUAUUUAAAUAACAGUGCAAGCAGUAAAUGUGUUUAAAUAACAGUGCAAGCAGUAAAUGUAUUUAAAUAACAGUGCAAGCAGUAAAUGUUUUCAAAUAACAGUACAAGCAGUAAAUGUUUUUAAAUAACAGUGCAAGCAGUAAAUGUUUUUAAAUAACAGUGCAAGCAGUAAA